AUGGAAGAAAAAGGAUAUUUGAGAUUGGUAAUCGCAAAAUCUAAGGAUGCAACACAAAGAUACGCGAUUCCAUACGGCGGAUUAUAUCGAUUCAUAAGUUGUCCUAGCUAUUUUGGGGAGACAACUCAAUGGUUUGGAUUUGCCAUUGCAACUUGGUAUAGCCCGCCAGCUAUUAUAUUUGCAUUAGCUACACCCGCUAAUUUGUUACCAAGAGCGAUAUCCACGCAUACUUGGUAUAAAGAGAACUUUAAAGAUAAAUACCCAAAGGACCGAAAAUCAAUUAUACCAUUUUUAUUUUAA
Ambispora leptoticha is the source of this 300-nucleotide messenger RNA. NCBI's taxonomy places the organism in Eukaryota, Fungi, Glomeromycota, Glomeromycetes, Archaeosporales, Ambisporaceae. The record is from the annotation of a GenBank genome assembly.